This is a messenger RNA of Coniophora puteana RWD-64-598 SS2, 1936 nucleotides long. RefSeq names its product WD40 repeat-like protein. The coding region runs from base 232 to 1791 and encodes 519 amino acids. Gene Ontology annotation, molecular function: protein binding. The record is from RefSeq and is a predicted model, not a curated record. NCBI's taxonomy places the organism in Eukaryota, Fungi, Basidiomycota, Agaricomycetes, Boletales, Coniophoraceae. The transcript has 4 exons.
CGAGAAUAAGCCCGUAAGCUGUUUAUUCUUAGCGGUUCUCUAGUACCUCUAGGCUCCCAUACAACGCUCUUUGGAAAACGUUGCUGGAUACCCUCCCGGGGUCUUUCAGUACUUUGACGCUCUAGCUUGCUAAGAUCACCGGGACUGGCCACCCUUCUCGUACAGCAGCCACGGUCUGCCUGUACCACCCCCCACACACGUGGACCCACACGCUCUUUCCCCCCGCAUUCCAUGGCUGCUCCUAGUGCUGGUGCCAUUUCGCGAGACCACUCACCCACACGCAGACUUGUCCCAAGUCACCCCAGUCGCAUAAACGCGAUCGCCUUCUUUCCGGAGAGCGAACGCCUGGCGAGCGCCAGUCAGGACGGGGAUAUCUGCAUAUGGAACGUCACAACUGGGGAGGUCCUUGGUGGAUCAUCGGGAGCAGAGUCCGAGUCUAGCAUGGGACAGCUGAACACGAUUGCAAUAGCCCCUGACGGUCAACGCGUCGCAGCAGGAGGGGAGGGCAAGGUGGUGUACAUUCUCGAUGCCAUCUCCGGGAAGAACCACUGCUCGCCAUGCACUGGGCAUACGGGCAGCAUAACGUGUGUCGCGUUCUCCCCUGACGGCUCUCGUCUCUUGAGUGGUUCUGCGGACGAGUCUCUGCGCCUCUGGGACCCCAUCAGUGGGAGGUCUAUGUCGAGCCGAGGGCUUUGGUUUACACAAAACGGCGAGAUAACAUCCAUUGCCUACUCUCCUGAUAGCAAGCGCAUUGCAAGCGCUUCCUCCACCGGAUCUCUAAUUAUCUUGGACAGUCGAACGGGCGAACGUAUAUCAGAGCUGGUCGACUCUCAGGCUCAAUAUUCACCCAUUUACUCCUUGGCUUUUUCAGCAGAAAACGUCCUUGCCUCAGCGCGGGACCACAGCAUUAUCCUGUGGCAGGACGGUCUGAGAUAUAUUAACGGGCCUCUCGACGGCCACACAGGCAGCGUACGUUCGAUCGCAUUCUCCACUGACGGCCACCACCUCGUCUCUGGGUCCGACGACUGCACACUGCGCAUAUGGGACGUCGCCACGAAGAAAGAAGUCGUCGCUCCGCCUCUUCACGCCCACGGCCGCACGACGCACGACGCCAGCCCCGUCUCGAGCGUCGCGAUCGCGCCGGAUGGCAGCUAUAUUGCCAGCGCUUCCUCACAUGACGGUGACAAUGCUGUGUGUUUGUGGGCGCUCGUGAGUAUCCUCGCUUCGCUUCGAGUCCUCGACCACGCCUCGUCCCUGCCUUCGAUCGUCGGCGCCGGCGCCGGUGACAGCGCCAGCAACUCCGCUCAGGCUGGACAACAAAAGAAAAAACCUGCUGUGGCUCGGCUGUCGAGUCUUUCGUUUGGCGACGUGCCACAAGUAGACGACGAUCCAGUUUGCCAGGACGCCCACGUCGAGUCACCUAUGAGCGAAACGCACCAGGCAAGUUCGGGAUCUAGCUCGGACACAGCGCAAGAAGAACCGCGUCAAAGUAUGCUCAUGAAAGUGUUCGGUCGUGGCAAGCAGUCGGACAAGUCCAAGGGCAAGCAGCCAGAACGACCCAAGUCUCCCGAAGACUCUCUACCCGUAAACAUGGUUGGCGGCCGACGCCGCGGUGGCCUGGUGCCCGUCAAUGCGCCGCUGCGACGGUUUACGAACCCGGAAGUCGAGGAUGCGGACUUGAGCGACGAUGUUUCGUCUGGCAUUGAAUCGUCGGAACCAAGCGAGCAUGGAUUUGUGGAGACUGUGUGCUGGUGUUUAUGCUUCAGUGCGAAAAAGCGGCCUGCUCGGUAACCCUUUAAUCGAGUCGAUCAUAGUACUUGAAGAUUUUGCAAUUCCCCUUAUAAAGUGGCCUCUUAGAGGCCACCUACUUUUUUGUUGUCGGAGUUUUGGAGCAAGUAUCCUGUACACGAUCCUGUACCUAGCUUUAAAAUUGUUC